Scatophagus argus is the source of this 995-nucleotide messenger RNA. RefSeq names its product methyltransferase like 26 (gene mettl26). The transcript is spliced from 6 exons. Bases 169 to 789 code for a protein of 206 amino acids. NCBI's taxonomy places the organism in Eukaryota, Metazoa, Chordata, Actinopteri, Scatophagidae. The record is from RefSeq and is a predicted model, not a curated record.
ACGUCCGUCACGUGAAGCAAUCCGGAAGUUAACCAUUUUCAGCCCAUAAACAAAACAUUCGUGGGUGGUGUGGAGUUAUUCAAUCUGGGCUGACGUUACUCGGGUCUGCUGGAGUGGUUUCGCAGAGUAUACCACAUAACUCGGCAGUUUUUCCCGGGUUUUGGCACGAUGCUGAGCGCCGCCGCUGCAGAGAGGAACAAGGAGCCCAUCCUGGCGGUGCUUCGGGAGAGCGUGAACACGGGGAGACCCCUGCAGGCUCUGGAGAUCUCCUCCGGUACCGGACAACAUGUCAUGCACUUCGCUCAGGCCCUGCGGAAUGUAAUCUGGCAGCCGUCAGAAUAUGACCGCCAGUCUCUAGCCAGUAUAGAAGCAUAUAGAGCUCGCUACCAGCUGCACAAUGUGAAACCUGCCAUCCACCUAGAUGCUUCUCUCCCCCAUCAGUACUGGGGAGGGAUCCAGCCAGAGAGCCUGGAUCUGGUAGUCAACAUCAACAUGAUCCAUAUUUCUCCAAUUGCGUGUACCGAGGGUUUAUUCAGAGGGGCUGGAGCAGUGCUGAGGCCACAAGGUCUUCUAUUGACAUAUGGGCCCUAUGCAGUGAAUGGUCAGAUCGCCCCUCAAAGUAACGUUGACUUUGACUACAGUCUGCGGCAGAGGAACCCAGAGUGGGGGCUCAGGGACAUCUCCAUGCUCAGUUCUAUAGCACAAAGAAAUGGUUUAUUCCUGGAGAAGAUAAUAGACAUGCCAGCAAACAACAAGUGUCUUCUGUUCAGGAAGGAGAGUUUGGUGUGAGGUAUCCUGUUGGUCUGGAGCCCGGUGGUCAGAACGCCUUAACUUAGAGUUGAAGCUCAGAUACAUUGCCAAAUUUUCCAGAACUGUUAAUGAAUUAUUUCCCAUAUUCUAAUACACACUGACAUUAGAUGAAAUGGCCAAAAAUAAUGUAAUGCUAUACUGUACUCUAAUGUAUUGCACAGUUGAGUAAAAUUACUAAACUCACA